Molecule: messenger RNA, 949 nt
Organism: Toxorhynchites rutilus septentrionalis
Lineage: Eukaryota; Metazoa; Arthropoda; Insecta; Diptera; Culicidae
Exons: 3
Coding region: 38-640 (200 amino acids)
Molecular function (GO): protein binding
Source: RefSeq, a predicted model, not a curated record
CGGAAAAAACAACUAUAGUCACAAGUACGAAAAAAUCAUGUUUGUACUCAAACACAAAACUGUGAACAGCAGCGUGGACAUGUUUAUUCCGGACGCAGUGUUUUUUGUGAAACAUGGAAGACUGCAUACGACAAUAGUUGACCAGAGAAAUAGCCGAAAAAAUCAACAGGAACAGAUUUUAAGAUGCCUGCAAGAAAGAAUUAGAUUGGAUCAAUAUUGUUUUGUGAACAAGGCAAACAGCUGGCUUCAAGAUGUUUACAGCGAUAGCCAUAAGGAGAUAGACUCCACUUCUACCAUGGAAUGCAUGCCGAAUGCAAUGAGCAUCCCGAAACUCAAUGAUGACUGUCUCAUACUGAUAUUCAAGCAGGUCAAUUUGGCGGAUCUCAUUUCUCUGAAAAGAAGUUCUAUUCGGUUCCAGAACAUUGUAGAUGACCUUUUCAAACGGUACAAGUACUUGUAUGUCGAUGAGCAUACACAUAAAAAGCUAACCUUGUUGGAAAUAAGAACAUUAGAGGCAAAUGAACUGCAAAGUUUAAAGCCUCUUAAAAACAAAGAAAGAAAGAAAGAAAGAAAUAAGAAAUAUUUUAAUUGGUGUGGGACCCCAUUAAUGGAUCUCAUUGGACCAUUUCACGCAAACUAAGCUUAGAAUUCUAAAACUAAUAUCAAAACACUGUAUCACGCUGAAGAAACUAGAACUAAAAAAAUUCUGUAACAUAUUCGAUUUUAAAAUUUAUGGAUACUCAAAAACUAUUUCUAAAAUAGUGAAAGGACUAACUAUAAUUGCCUGUUUGACUAAUGGACGUAAAGUAGAUAUUGAUACUAGUAAAAUAGGUAAUUCGAGAGACUCACGAAAUAUGAUGAUUUUUUCAUUAUUACAAGAACUUUGAAUUUAUUAAGAUCUGCGAUCACUGAAUUGUACUUGAUAUCGUUUGAAUUGAUUUAAAAAUAA